Anguilla rostrata (American eel) is the source of this 3761-nucleotide messenger RNA. Its product is annotated as neuropeptide FF receptor 1-like. The transcript is spliced from 4 exons. Gene Ontology annotation, molecular function: neuropeptide receptor activity; peptide binding. The record is from RefSeq and is a predicted model, not a curated record. Gene Ontology annotation, biological process: G protein-coupled receptor signaling pathway; cellular response to hormone stimulus. NCBI's taxonomy places the organism in Eukaryota, Metazoa, Chordata, Actinopteri, Anguilliformes, Anguillidae. Bases 1767 to 2999 code for a protein of 410 amino acids. Gene Ontology annotation, cellular component: plasma membrane.
GGAAAAAGCAGCGGCUUCUCUGGGCUGAUUUUCCAGCGGGCCUUUCGGGGGAUAAACUAUUCCUCCCAUGGCUGUUUGCCAUCUGAUUUCUAGUAACAGAAUAUCCACAAUAUUCUGUAUUUAAGGAAAUGUGUUUCCUCUACGUCUCGUGAUUUGCUGUGCUCGGUGGCAGCAGUUGCUGUUGAAAAUGUGAAAGGUACACUGUGAAAACUGCACUCUGAAAACUGGAGUACAUUCAGUUUUUUCCCCUCGACAUUCUGUUUAGUACGAGUGAUUUUCUGAGCAAUGCCACUCAAAUCCUCCUGGCAAAAAUCGCAACCCAUUCAUUUGGGUCAGUUUCUGCACUCUGUCAGUAGGACAGCAGUCAGUAGCCUUUACUUAACCCCAUUCAGCAUAAUCCAUAUCAGUAUCACGUUUAACACAUUUAUAUAUUUGCCUUAAUAGAAAGGGUAUAAUUCAAUCAGAAUUCAAUGUCCUUGUAACUUAUCAGAAUUAGAUGAGCAGAUGAGUCACGAGGCCCUCUAGUGGUAGUGCGCAUCUCUGCAUCUGAUUUGUGCUCCUCUAUGACGCCAUCGUAAAAACUCUCCGGUCUAGUUAGGUCUAUGAGAGUUACAGUGGAUCGACUGGAUUUGAAAUGUCCUCUUCCAGUACAUUAAUUACUCAAUUUGGCUGCCAUGCAUGGUCACUUAGUCUAUACUACUUUGUAAACACUACUUUUUCCAGGCAAAUUCAACUAUUGGCCCACAGCUCUUCCCGCUUAAGCCCCAUUUUCACUGCAUAAAAUGCCUCAUCACCAGAUAUUUCCACCCUUGGUUCCAUUCAGUGAUUCAUCUGCUAUUAUGAAAGUUGGCUGGGUUAGAUUUUUUGUGUGAUAAGAGGAAUGUGAAUUAUUAUUAUUAUUAUUGCAUUUGCCACGGGAGCAAAUUGUGUGAAGAAACUGCUGACUGAGAAUUUUGUAGAUUAUAUAAAGAUUAUAGACAAUGAAUCACAUAUUGUCACAUAUUCGCCCAGAAUGUUUCAUAGCGCGUAUAAACGUAUUUGUCUUGGGACAGAAGUUUUUUUGGAGGAUAGCGAGACAGCGGCUUGACCUUUUGGCGCUUCAUGAGCAAGUUGGCAAAUCAGGCUCGAAACGUUGAUUAUAAACUCUUUUGUAACCGAACAAUACGAGUUAACCCAAAUUAACCUACAUUAAAAAACCAACUUGAAGAUUAACGCGCCUCGUGUUGUCGUGCUGUUUUUUUUACAAUCUGUAAACCUACGGAAAGUUAAAAAGUGGUUGUGUCAUUCAGUAUCACAGCUGACAGCAUCUUCUUCUCUGGGAUAGGCUACACUAAAUAAGCACGAAACACUGAUAUCCCACUGUCUGAUUUGAACUUGAAGCAGUCGAGGAGGGGCUCCGCUCGAGACGCAGCCUUUUUAAAAAGCUGUGAUCAAACUCGGGCUACACGAGAUCGGGAAUGAAAUAAAAAGGAUAGUCUGCUGAUAUUUUUGAAUUUUAACAUUUUUGCAUACGCACAUCCUUGAAAAUGCAAGGUUUUCUUUUAAUCUGAUCAUGUUAAGCGGACACAAUGACAUAAGGAUAAAUAGAUUGGUACUGGAAAUAUUUACAAUAUUUCAUACAGGAAAAUUACUGUCAAGGUUUUAAAUUACAUUAAAUUACUUUUUCAGUAUUUUAUGGUACAUAUUUUAAACUGUUGAUAAUAUAUAUUUUAAGAAUAAAACCGAAUCUGUCGUCUUCUGACCAGCUCAUCUGAAAAUGUAAAAAUAUGCAAGGGUCAGCUGUUUCCCCAUCUCCCAACAUGAGCUCGCUGGACUGGAAGAAGGGGCAAGAUGGUUCAGCCUUGCGGGACAUGAACAAUUACACGUUCUCCUCAUACUACCAGCACUCUCUCCCUGUUGCAGUCAUAUUCAUCUUUGCCUACAUCUUGCUUUUCUUUUUGUGCAUGAUUGGUAACUUAGUAGUUUGUUUCAUUCUAUUAAAGAACAAACAGAUGAGGACUGUCACUAACAUUUUCAUUCUAAAUCUGGCAGUAAGUGACCUCCUUGUUGGCAUAUUUUGCUUGCCCAUUACCCUUAUGGACAAUUUAAUAACAGGAUGGCCGUUUGAUAUUUUUAUCUGCAAGAUGAGUGGCCUAAUACAAGGAGCAUCUGUGUCCGCAUCUGUCUUCACCCUUGUUGCCAUCGCAGUGGAAAGGUUCCGAUGCAUCGUCUACCCAUUUCAACAGAAGCUCACCCAGAAACAAGCCUCUGUCACCAUCGUGCUCAUCUGGAUCCUGGCUGUAACCAUCAUGUGUCCAUCUGCAGUGAUACUGACCGUCUCCCGAGAUGAGACCCAUUUCAUGGUGGACAGUCAGAACAAUACCUAUCCGCUCUACACCUGCUGGGAGGCGUGGCCUGAGAAGGAGAUGCGAAAGAUCUACACCACGGUGCUCUUCUCCCACAUCUAUCUCGCGCCGGUCACCCUCAUCAUCAUCACGUACGCCUGCAUCGCCCUCAAGCUCUUCAGGUCUGCCGCCUCUGUCGGGGACGUCCACGCCGACGACGACAGACACAGGGUCUCCAGGAAGAAGAUCAGGGUCAUCAACAUGCUGAUCUUUCUGGCGCUGCUGUUCACGGUCACCUGGCUGCCCCUGUGGACCCUGAUGCUCCUUACGGACUACAGCACCCUGACCGCCAGCCAGCUCAACCUGGUGACGGUCUACAUCUUCCCUUUCGCCCACUGGCUGGCCUUCUUCAACAGCAGCGUCAACCCCUUCAUCUUCGGCUACUUCAACGAGAACUUCAGGCGCGGGUUCCAGGCGGCUUUCAGGUUCCAGCUCUGCUUCCUGAAGAUGCGGGGCCAUCGCAGAGCGUCAAAGAGAAGGGCUGGUACCUGGACACACAACCGCGUUUCCGUGGAGGCCCAGCCCCACAAUUCUGCCUGUCAUGAAAACAGGAAGUGGAAAGGUCUACAGGGUGGAAAAAAACGAAAUGAGCUCGUGCUGGAAGACCUCGAUUAGAGAACCUAAUUAAUUCUCUAUCCAGCCUCUGGCAAGGUUUCAAUGUAGAGAAAAUGAGAGAAUUGUAAUUCAGAACAAAACGUGUAUUAUUUUGAGUGAAAUGAAUUAAGUUGUACAUAAUGUUUUGCCAUUCUGAUCAAAACUAAUGUUUGCCGCACAGGCUAAUAAUAUUUUCAAAACCCUAGGAGUGAUUUCUGUUUUAAUUCACUCCUGCUGAGUAAGCUAGCUCAUGACACCUCAUUUUCAACUUUUUGGGUGCUUUCUCUUUGAAUCUCGCAAAUAUUAUUACUGUAAAUAUCAAAAAUAUUCUUCAUCAUAUACAAAUCCAUGCACUGAAAAAUAUCAAAAAACCCAGAAAGUGAGCCACCCCUUUAAGGGAAAAUUCAUCCAUAAGUGUAUCUGCAGAUCAUAACACCCAGAGUAGAUGCAUGUACUGCCCUGAUUCACUUCACAAGUUCAACCAAUUACUCAGUGAUGUUGCAGAGAAGAACUCUACGCUGGUUUAAUAGGGAAUGCUGGAAUUGCUGUUCAUGCUUGGUAUGAAACGUCAUUGUCUUUCAAUCAACUUCAAUCAUCAUAAACAUGAAUAACUAUAUAUACAAGUGUGUGAGUACUUAUAUGCAGCAGUAUGGCAUGUCAGCAUGUCAAUACAACGAUCCUGUCUUUUUAAUGUAUCUGGAAAGUCAGUCUGUCCUGCAUCCCGUCCUUCAAUUGUUACGAAUGGGAUUAAUGAUCAUUUUAUCUCUCAAUUUCUUGUAACAA